AUGUUGGGCAAAAAGUAUGAGAAAGUGGUACCACUUAUAUCAGUCAUAGAGUCGCCAACUGUCCGGAAAUUACCGCAAACUCCGGAUCUGCCGAACGUAUUGUUCGUUGGCAUCGAUUCGGUGUCGAGACUGCAGUUCGACCGACACUUUGCCAUCACUGCCCGCAAUGUAAUCAGUGGACAGGGAUUUCACACAAUUGGCCGACAAUACCUUUCCAGACCUCACACCAAAUUAAAGGAACUUUACGUCGAGAACCCCUGGAAUGAGACAAUGAACGCACAGUUUGACUACUUUCCCCUCAUAUGGAAAAUAAAUGGGGGAAAGGGAGUAGAAAUCAUUAAAAAGUAG
This is a messenger RNA of Oppiella nova, 348 nucleotides long. The record is from the annotation of a GenBank genome assembly. Lineage: Eukaryota; Metazoa; Arthropoda; Arachnida; Sarcoptiformes; Oppiidae.